Messenger RNA from Clunio marinus, 6752 nucleotides. NCBI's taxonomy places the organism in Eukaryota, Metazoa, Arthropoda, Insecta, Diptera, Chironomidae. The record is from the annotation of a GenBank genome assembly.
UUUCAUCCCCUUAGCAUUAAUCGUUGAGAAUUAGUCAGUGUAAUAAUUUUAUUUUUACGUAGGUUGCAGUCAAAAUUUAAUAAUUUAAAUCAUUUUAAAAGCUUAAUAAGAGUGUUACCAUUAGUUUAAGUUAAAAGAACAACAUAGAAAUAAUGGAGCAUAAGUGAAAAUCACAAAUGAAAUUUUUGCAAUAAAAAAUUAUCAGCAAAGUGAAAAAGGAAAACCCGGAAAACCAGAAAAAGAAGAAAAUCAAUAAAAUGUGGAUUGAAAACAGAAAAUGCGGCGUUGCCAUACACAAUUGGGACGGAAAUGUAAAAUUCGGACUUCCUCUCGAUAUGGGCGAUUUUGUUGAGAUUUAUGAAGAGACUCGUGAUUGGUGGCGAGGAAUUUGCACCAGAAAACCACAAACGAUUGGAAUCUUCCCUAAAAGUUACAUUCAUCUCAAAGAUCUGUCAAAGGAAGAUCCAGUGGUGGCGGAAUGUACACAAGUUCUAAGAGAAUGGUCGGAGAUAUGGAAGAAACUCUUUGUAGAACGUGAAACUUACAAGUUUACAACUCUUCGUAAGGUGAUUUUAUCCCAAUUAGAAAGUCGAAGAGAACUUCUUGGUGCCACUUUAACUCAAGAUCAAACUUUAGAAUUGCAAAUGAAUUUAACAGCAAAAUUAGAUUGGGGAAAUCGAAAACUUGGAUUAGAUUUAGUUCCAAGACAAGGACCAUUGGCUGUCAAUCCAACAGAAAUAGGAAUUGUAGCACUUCAUAAUGUUCAUAUGACAUGCGAUGAAACAGCAAAAAACACUUCGAGUCGUGGAACAUUGCGAAGGAAGGCACCAAAAAAAAUUCUUACUCAUCAUCUCUACUUGAGUAUGCGUGACUUUGGUUAUCGUAUUGGUGACGAUGCUGAAAUUUAUUUCUUCCUCUACGAUGCACAUCCAUCACGUCAACGUCAAAUUACGGAACGUUUUGUGGUCAAAAUUUCUCGAGACGGCUUUUCAACCUACGUUGAUAUGCCUCACAGUAAUUGCACAGUUUUCACGGAUCUUGGUGAAGCUGAACUCAAUUCCGAUCUCUACCUUGUUGCUAAUGUUAUGCGUGUUGGGAAAAUAGCAUUUUCUGAAUCAUCAAUGCGAAAAAUGGAUAAAAGUUCGGUGUAUCAAAACUAUCGUCGUCCUUACGGUGUUGGAGUGUUUCCACUCACAGAUUUAAAGCAAUUUGAUGGUUCAAUGGAACCGGAAGAACGUGACUCAACAUUUAAGAUUUUCUCAUGUGAAGAAAAAGAUUAUCAUCAACUUCAUGAACUGAUUAUUAAGAAAGUAACUGGAAAAAUUACAUCAUUGAAUGCUGCAGGAACAAAUUACGGAAUUUCUGUUUCAUUUCGACUUAUUCAAGGUGGUCUCGGUCAAGCACAAAUCGACCAACCGCUGUUGUUUCAAGGAACAAUAACUAGAAAAAUGGGAUUUCCUGAUGUCGUUUUACCAGGCGAUGUCCGUAAUGAUCUCUUUAUAACAUUGGAUCAUGGCGAGUUUGAACGUGGCGGUAAAUCAACAGCAAAAAAUAUUGAAGUCAGUGUUUUGGUUUGUGAUUCAGCUGGAAAUAAUUUAAAUGAGUCGUUGAGUGGCGGUGCUGGAAUGGAAAAUCAUUUAUAUUAUCGAUCAAUGAUAAUUUAUCAUAAUAACUCACCAUGGUGGAAUGAAACGUUACGUUUAAUGGUUCCAAUAGAGAAAUUCUCAACAGCUCAUAUUCGCUUUGAAUUUCGUCAUUGCUCGACACGCGAUAAAACGGAACCGAAAAUGUUUGGCUUUAGCUUUUGUCGUUUAAUGGAACAAGAUGGUGCGACGAUAGCUGAUGGUGGUCAUGAGUUGUUUGUUUAUAAAUGUGAAGAUCAUUCAAAGUUACAAGGCGGACAUUAUUUGAAGCUUCCUUGCUCGUCUGUUGACGAACAAGCACAACCUGAUGUCAUUCCAAUGUUUGCAAGAAGUGGAAAAGAAACAUUUUUCUUGAAGUCGCUUUUAUGUUCAACAAAACUCACACAAAAUGGUGAUUUGUUGUCACUUCUUCAAUGGCGUAAUCAUCCGGAGAAAAUUCAAGACUCAUUGACAAGAGUUUUACGAUUGAAAGACGAAGAACUUGUGAAAUUUCUUCAAGAUGUUCUUGACGCUCUCUUUGCUCUUUUCUCAACUGAAGAUGGCAACAGUACUGAACAUUCUGGUCUUGUUUUUCACGUUCUUGUCAGCAUCUUUAGUCUUCUGCAAAGCAAUAAAUUCCAACAUUUUAAACCCGUCAUUGACACUUACAUCGAGAAUCAUUUUGCUGCUGCUUUGGUCUACAAAGGUUUACUUUCAUCAGUUCAACAUUGCGCUGAAUGGUUAACAACAUCCGAUCGUCCGGAACCGAUUCAAAAAUGUUUCGAAUCGAUUGAAUAUAUUUUCAAAUUGAUUAUACAGUCGAGGAAGCUUUUCGCUGAUGCAACCGGUGGACAAUUUGAAGAAUCGUUUCGACGUGAUUUUCAAAUGGUUUUUAUAUCAUUGGAUCAAAUGCUAGCAGCACCCAGUACGGAAACGACAUUACCAACACAGGAAGCGAUGCUUGAUGCGACUGGUGUUGUGAUGGAACAGCUGGAAAAUACGCUUCCGCCUGGUGACAUUGGAGUGUUGAUAAGAAAUUUAAUUGAUGCAGUUCCACGCGAUGCAAAUCCAAAUUUAACAAAAGCAAAGCUUCGUGCAUUGAAAGAUCUCGUAAGUGGAAAAUUAUUCCAUAACAAUGACGACACUCGUUCCAUCAUUUUGGUUAUUGCAUGUAAGCAUCUGGCUUAUCAUUUGAGUAAACGUGACGAGCUUAAGCUUUGUGCAGAAAUUAUUGGUGAAAUUUUAAUUCACUUGAAUGAGUUGAAAAGGAAACGACAUGAGAAUAUCGAUUUGGAACUUUUUGAGCUUUGUCGUAAUAUUUUAAGCGUACUCACAGAGACUGUUAUGAUAAUUUUAACAGCAUCACCGAACGUCUUAUCGUCUUUGAUUGCUGUUCUUCUUGGAUUACUUGAACUCAUGGAAGAAGAUCAUUAUCAGGAAGUUUUCUCUGAACUAAGUAUUUGUGGUGAAACGAAGGAAUUGAAAGAUUUUCUUCAUCGCUCUCUACUCGUCUUUAAGGAACUUUUAUCUCAAGACGUCUUUCCAAACGAUUGGCUCGUUAUGAAAAUGUCAGCAAACGACAUCAUACGAAAGGCUUUAGAAGAGUUUGCAAAACCUUUGGUUUAUCGUUUUCUCGGUCCCAAUUCGUUUGAUUCACAACUUUGGUGUUCGUAUUUUAGUCUUGCUGUGACUUUUCUCACACAGCCCAGUCUUCAACUUGAGCAUUAUCACGAAGCAAAACGUCGUAAGAUUCUCAAUACUUAUCAAGAUAUGAGAGUUAGCAUGGGACUUCAAAUAUUGUCAAUGUGGAGUCAACUUGGUAAUCAUAAACUUCACUUUAUUCCAUCAAUGGUUGGGCCAUUCCUAGAAGUGACACUCGUGCCAGAACCAGCACUUCGCAAAGCAACGUUAUCUGUUUUCUACGACAUGAUGCAAUGUGAACAAGCAGCACGUGGAAACUUUCGAUUAGUUGAAAGUGAAUUGAUUGACAAAUUGGAUCUCUUGAUAAGUGAAAACAAAGGCGAUGAUGAAUAUCGAGAAUUAUUCAGUACAAUGUUACUUGAACAUGUUGAAGCUGAAAAUCCACCAUGGCGUGAAACGGGAAUUGCAUUCAUAAACUCAGUAACACAACUUCUCGAACGUCUUUUAGACUAUCGCAGUGUCAUGCAAGGAGACGAGAAUCGCGACAAGAGAAUGACAUGCACAGUGAAUUUACUGAAUUUCUACAAGACCGAGUUUAAUCGAAAGGAAAUGUAUUUGAGGUACAUUUACAAGUUACACGACUUGCACUGCAAUGCAGAAAACUUUAUUGAAGCUGGUUUCACGCUCAAACUUUAUGCUGACAUGCUGAGUUGGGAUAACGAUACUUUAACUUUCCUUCCACAUGACAACAACGGCCAACCUGAAUGGAAACGUAAAGAAAAACUUUAUCAACAAAUCAUUAACUACUUUGACAAAGGCAAGUGUUGGGAGAAAGGCGUUCCAUUGUGCAAAGAGUUGUCACAUUUUUACGAGACGAAGUUAUAUGACUACAAUAAGUUAAGCGACGUUCUGACAACCGAAGCGAAAUUCUUUCAAAAUAUUUUAACACAAAUCCGACCGGAACCAGAAUAUUUUCGAGUUGGCUUCUUCGGAAAAGGUUUUCCUUUGUUCGUUCGGAACAAACAAUUUGUGUAUCGUGGUCUUGAAUAUGAGAGAAUUGGAGCUUUCACUCAAAGAUUGCAAACUGAAUUUGCAUCAGCUCAACUUUACACAAAGAAUUCCCCACCAGAUGCUUCAAUAAUGAACUCUAACGAACAAUAUUGUCAAAUCAGCACUGUUCGACCAAUAAGCGAUAAAAAUCAUCUCAAGAAUGCAACAAAUGUUGUACCAGAUAAAAUUGCGAGAUAUUACGAAGUUAACGAUGUGUUUAAGUUCCAACAUGAUCGUCCUAUUCAUAAAGGUGUCAUUGACAAGAAUAACGAAUUUAAAUCGUUAUGGAUUGAAAGGACUUUCAUCGAAAUCAACGAAUCACUUCCGAAUAUUCUUCGAUGGUUUGAAAUCAAACGUCAAAGUGUUCGAGACCUUCCACCUGUUGAAGUGGCAUGUGAAACGAUGUCAAACACUUUAAAAGAAUUGGAAGAUUUAAUGAAUCAAUAUAAACUUGAUAACAAACGUAACUUGAAUCCAUUCACAAUGAGAUUGAAAGGAACAAUCGAUGCGAAUGUUCAAGGUGGAAUUCCAAAGUAUCAAGAAGCGUUCUUCUCUGAUGCUUAUCUCAACUCUCCGGAAGGUAAAGAUCCAAAUGUUCAAAGACUUCGCAGUCUCAUCAUCAAUAUUAUGCAAGUUCUUGAAAAUGCUUUGGAAUUGCAUGGAAAAUUAGCACCAACAGAAGUUCAACCACUUCAUAAAAUGCUCGUUGAACGUUUCAAUCAUUUCCGUGAGAGUUUAAAUUGUUGGGGUAAAGUUCGUCGUCAAAAGUCUGAAAGUAUCAUUAACACUCCACUUCCACCGCUUCCAAUUUCUGUUCAAAGAAGUGACUAUGAACAUGACGAUACUUAUUCGCAAAUAAAAAGCUUCAACGGCCAUGGAAGCGUGAAUCGAAAGUCACUUGAACUUCCUGAAAUUUCACCUUGUUUAAGUGAAAUUCCAUCACGACCAUCGAAAGGAAGUUUCGAUUAUGUGAACAGCCCUGAAGUUCCACCGAAAUAUGGAAGUGCUGGAGCACCUCCACUUCCACCUCGUUACACUCCUGACAAACGAAUGUCAAAUCCGCAAUUCUUCGACUCCCCUGGCGAUGCUCCAAACAUUCCACGACGAAGUCAACGAAUGUCAUACUCAGUUGUUGACAUUUAUCCUGAUUCAGAACUUGAUUUUGAUCGUGAAUCCGAUACUAUGAUGAUUCAACGUGAUUCAGGAAUUUCGACAAACUCCAAUCAAGAAACAAACAACAACAAUAAUGGUUACUCGAGCACGAGUUCGUUACCAAAAAUAAGUGGCUAUCACUUACCGCAAGGUUUACGUGGACAUCAGAAGACAAGUUCAAAUCCUGAAGAUUUUAUUCACCAAAAUAUGGAAAACUUACACCAACAAGUUCAUCAACUGAGUUCGAAUGAUUCGAUGGAGUCACGAAUGCCACCAGCAUUACCACCAAAAGGUUUUAACAGCAAUCAAAGUUAUGAAGAUGAGGAAAGCUUUACAAAUGUUUCCUCGGAUUCAACAUCUGAGAGUUUACCACUUCCACCGAUUCCUCCAAUUCAACAGCAUUUCUCUAAUGAGAAUGGCAAUUGUCAAACCGUUCCUUGUUGUGAUUAUGUCGCUGAACAAGAAACUCUUCCGUGUUGUGUGCCAAAUGUCAUAGAUCGCAAUGAAAACGAUUGUGAAGAAUGUUUUUGCGACAAUCCGCCACCAACAAGUCAACCAUGUUGGCAAACUGGACAGUAAACAAUCGCACAAAUGUAGAACUUGGUUUUUAACUCAAAUCUAACGAAUGAUAUUUUAAUCUCAUACAAUUUACCACUUCCUUAAUCCAAAUAUUAAACCAAAUUCGAAUUAAUAUUUAUGAUAUUAAUAUUAAAUUAACUAAUAAUUAGAUCCAAGAUGAAUUAAGAUUAUUCUAUGACAGUAUUCGAUUGACGCUUAAUCAGGGAAGCAACUUGAAUUAAAAAUUUUAAAGCUCUUUGAAAUCUCUGUUUAGAUAAAUGCAAGGAAUGUAAGUUUAAAGCUUAUUUAAGUUGUAAACAUGAUUUGAAGCUUAAUUAAGGAUUUGAAAUGAGACUUUUUUAUAUCUUUUUUUGAUAACGAAAAUUGAAUGUUUGAGUGAUUUAGAAUGUUGUGAUGGAAAUCAGUCUAAGAGAUGAGAAGCAUUUGUCAAAGCAUUUUGAAAGUCUAGCGAUGCAUGACAUUUUUCAAUCAUUAAUAUUCUAACGAUUUGAAAAUAUUUCGCAUGCUUUGUGAAGUGUAUCUGCAUCAAUGAUUGAUUUCCAAAGCAAUAUAAAAAUAAUAAAUCGAAAUACGAAAGAAAAUUGUAGUCAAAAAAUGUUUUCCAAUUUAUCUUUAUGUGAAAUUUCCAAAGAAUUCGAAUUGUGUAAAAUGUGGAAUUUUUUUUAUCGCUAGUCAUGGAAAAUAAAAAUAAAGUUCGUAUGGAAACAA